Molecule: messenger RNA, 2136 nt
Organism: Dermacentor andersoni
Lineage: Eukaryota; Metazoa; Arthropoda; Arachnida; Ixodida; Ixodidae
Source: RefSeq, a predicted model, not a curated record
AAAUUGAAACCACUUUCUUUAUCGAUGUUUGAAUGUCCUUUCUUAUUUACUAGUUUGAAAUUGUUUCAAUAGUUAAAUUGUGGCACCAUUUAAACUGUUGGCCGAGCACGCAUCACAGUAGCAAUUACACUAAUGCUGCAUGGCUUCGAAUUGUUAGUCAGCACUUUCUAGAAAAGAGAUUAUACAUCUUGUGCAGUCUUUACAAACAAGACUAGUGUUUCGAUAAAGCAAGACAGAGAAGAAAGACAGCUUGUUCUAAUAGUUGAGCCUAGAGAGCACUUCGUCUUCUAAUCUGCGCGAGGCCGAUGCACGAGAUGAGGCCAAUUAAAUCUUACAUCGUUGGCUUUGUAGAGGAUAUGGAGGAGACGCUGCAAUGUGCAAACGGUAUCGAGGAAAACAGUAAUAGUCGCCUGACAACGCAGCAACGUAAACAUAUCAAUCCGCGCCAAAAUAUAUGAACUUUGUGUAAUUGUCGAUGAGUUCUACUUAUUGCACUGAGCAUAAGUGUUAAUUCUUCCUUCUUUACGGGGUCUGUGGCCACAUGUUAUUCCAAACGUACGCAAACAUUUUCAUAAUGUGACAGUAAUUACGAGGUUACACGCACGUCCAAGUUUCCCCGGUUACUUACUCAAGCCGAACAAUUCGGUCAGGCUGCAUCUGAGUAACUGUAGACACACUGUUUAUCUGCAGGAACUGUUCGUAAAGCUUGUGUCAAUGUCACCUUCGUGGUCGCAGAAUUCGUAAUCCUGCAGUAGAAUACCUCAAAGAAUGCGUUUCUGCCGGCAGUGGUUCGUUUUGAGAGAACAAUUUUUACAUUUCUUUAAUUAGUGCUCAAAAAUUCGCUUCAUUGAAAAACAAAAACACUAGCAGUCAACUGAACCAAGAAAACGCGCAGCUUGAUCACAGGCUUGCCAAAUAUAAAAACGGUCUCCUAAUACUAAUUCGCUGUAGGCCAUCAUAAACGCUACCUUGGCAGAAAAUUGUGCUUCUUACGGCUAAUGUCGACUGGACUACUUUUAUAACCAAGCAAGAAUAAUUAUUUUUCCAACCUGGAGCGCAGCCAACUAAUCAGCCAUGCAGGCGAGCAUUCGCGAACAGCUGUGAUUCGGAUAAACCACCCGCUUCUAUGAAACGAUGCUUUCGCCAUUUUGAUCAGAGCUUUGGGCGGCCUUUUCAGAACGAACUCAAUAUCUUUAUUUUUUUAUCUUCACAGGCAAGACGCCGAUAUCUGUACCCUCAAGCGUGACCAUGACAACCACAGCUCCGCUGUUCAAGACCAAGCCAUUGGUGCUGUGCCCGCUGGUGUCUCCGAGCUACUUCAGGACAGGCACCCUGCGUAACGCGGUCGAGGGACAAGAGGUGCCGAGCUCCACGCUGUGUGACUACAUACUUCUGGACCUGCCACUAGCAGCUAACGGCAGCUUCGAAUUCGACUCAUACAGAUUCCUCACCCAUGCACGCACAAGGCACCGCCUCCUGUUCCACGUCGACAUCGACCUGUACGGCGUUGGAAUGGGAGUUUCCUUGGUAAACUCUACCCAGUUCGUGGACAGCGUGCAACAUUUACAGAACUCGCUGACCUCGAGCAAACUCCAUGGGUUGGGCGUGCUCAGAGGUCUUCCAACCUUGCUCGGCCUGAUCCGACUGCUACAGAGAAAGGUUUACCUGGAGGCGAUCUACAGCGAAUUUUCCAAGAUAUUGCGGAACACUGGCGUGGAUCAGGGCAAAAUAAAGAACUUCUUUGCCUUCAAUCCAGGCCUCGUCCCACAGUUUACAUAUAGGCAGUACCUUGGGGUGCUGAACCGCAUCCCGGACCUGAAGCUUGUAAUUAUCCUGACCAUAACGAAUGAAAGGGUAACCAAAGUUUACCCAUCUUCAGCUUGGGACAACCGCUGCCUCCCUCAGAGCUACGAAUCAACAAUGACUGAUGCUGUGAGUGCGAUAACAAAUACCCCCGAUCCGAAUGUCACAUACGCCAUGACAGUCAGCUUGCGUCUCGACAUUUUCGAUGGUGUCUCGCUCCAAAAUCUGCAAGGAGACUCCCUGCAGCAAGUUCCAUGCAGAUUCCACAAGGCCGCUUGGUUUUCCGAUGAACAAAUUGAUGUGGAACUGUUUUGUAAAGACCAUAGCGAGUAA